UUGCUAUUUAAACAACAGUGUUGUCCUCUUAAAACCAAAAAUAAACGUUGGUUAUAAAUCUAACAAAUUAUUACAUAAUAAUGUUGGAAGCCGAAACAAAGCCCAUACCCGAAACUACCGAAUGCGAAUCCACUGAAUCUUUUGAUCCUUAUACCUGUUCUUUAAGUCCAGCGCUGAAAUUGAUAGCAAAAGAAGAAUUACACGAAGAUGAUAACAUACGCCACCAAGCACUACAUCAGUUUCGUGAAUGGAUAUCGAAACACCCGCGCAUCAAAAAGUGUCGCACAGAUACUCUUUUCCUUCUACGAUUUUUAAGAACAAAGAAAUUCUCCGUUCCGGAUGCAUGUGAAAUGCUUGAACGCUAUUUAACUAUACGUCAAUUAUUCCCACAAUGGUUUUCAAACCUUGAUAUUUUAGACCCAACUAUCAGCGAAAUUUUCGAUAACGGGUACCUAGUACCCUUGCCACAAAGGGAUGAUGACGGCAGACAAAUAAUACUAUCGGUGGCAAAAAAUUUUGAUCCAUAUAAAUACACUUCUGUUCAGAUGGCGCGUGUGCACUCACUGAUAUGUGAAGGUUUAUUAGAUGAUGAGCCGUCACAAGUGGCUGGCUAUGUAUAUAUUAACGAUGAAAGUGGUAUAAAUAUGGGAUUUGCGAGUCUUUGGUCUCUGUCAGAUUUAAGAAAUAUGGUAAAAUGUAUACAAAAUUCUACUCCAAUGCGUCAUAAAGCAACACAUUUUGUUAAUAUCCCACACUUUGCAAAUCGUAUUAUCGAAUUAGGAGUUUCAUUACUUAGCGAAAAACUUAAAAACCGUAUAACUAUACACAAAUCGGUGGAUGCAUUGAAAGAGAGAGUUAAACCUGAAAUUCUUCCAAAAGAAUAUGGGGGUAGCAUUCCCAUGGCUGAUAUUAUAAAGGACUUUAAAUUGAAACUCAUCCAAAAACGAGAUUCUAUAUUAGCUCUCGAUGAAAUGUGCAUUGAAUUAACUAAAGACUGUAACAGCCCGUCAGUAAAGAUUAUUAGCGACAUUGAUACUGGAGUUAUAGGAAGUUUCCGAAAGCUGGAGGUUGAUUGAACAAUAAAGUGUUCAAUAUUGUUAAUUAUUGUAGAGACCACAGAUAUAUUUGGUAUCAAUUUGAUUUAAUGAUAAGUUAUAUUUUGUAUUUUAAUAAGUUUUUGUUGAAAAUAAAUG
Bactrocera latifrons is the source of this 1193-nucleotide messenger RNA. Its product is annotated as clavesin-1. The record is from RefSeq and is a predicted model, not a curated record. NCBI's taxonomy places the organism in Eukaryota, Metazoa, Arthropoda, Insecta, Diptera, Tephritidae. Gene Ontology annotation, molecular function: phosphatidylinositol bisphosphate binding. Bases 81 to 1076 code for a protein of 331 amino acids. The transcript has 4 exons. Gene Ontology annotation, cellular component: membrane.